AUGGAAGUCAUUUAUGCAUUAAAUACAAAAGCGGAUGAACAUGAAACAGUAGUAUCUAAUUUAAAACAAGCAUUUGAACAAGAAAAAAUUGCUUUAGCAAAUAAUGCUUCAUCUAGAAUUGAUGAUUUACUUCGUCGUGUUGAAAAACUUUCAUCAAUUAAAUCUACACAAAAUUCUAUAUAUGAAAACAAAAUUCAAAUGCUUGAAACUGAAAAGCAAAAUCAUGUUAAUGAAGUUUUACGUAUUCAACAAUCAUCUAUUGAACAUGAACACGAAAUAGCUGAAGAUUUUCGUUUAAAAAUUUCUAAUCUCAAACAAAAUAUUCAUCAAAUAAAACAAACUUAUGAUGAACGUGUAUCAAAUUUGAAUAAAGAACAUAAACAAACAUUUGAAAAACUUCAUGAAGAACAUCAAUUAGAAAUUGAUAAUUUAAAAAGUGAAUUAAAACAUUUAUUUGAUAUUGAAAAUGAAGCACAAACAAAAUAUUAUUUACAAACAAUUGAAGAUUUAAAACGUGAACAUAAUGAUUUAUUAAAUAAACAAAAACAUCAACAAAUGACACAAAAUGAAUUAGGAGAAGAAUAUUUAAAAGAAAAAAAUCAAUUAGAAAAACAAAUUAAACUUUUUCAAGAUCAAAUUGAACAAAUUAAUACUAAAUCUCAAUUAGAAUUAAAUGAACAAAAAAAUCAAUUUGAUAUUAAAAUUAAUGAAUAUAGACAAUUACAAAACGAAUUUGAACAAUAUAAAUUAAAUUUUAAUGCAAAUUCGAGUGAUAUGACAGAAAUUAAUCAACAGUUAAUAAAACAACGUAAUGAAUAUGAAGAAUUAAAAAAGAAAUUAGAUAAAACUAAUCGUGAAAUGAAUACAGUCAAAGAACGAUUUAAUCGACAAGCUAAUGAACUUGAAGAAAAAUUAAAACUUCUCAAAGAUAAAGAUUCUUUAAAUCAUCAAUUAGAAGAUGAUUUAACAAAUAGUCGUAAAGAAUUAGAACUAACAAAACAACGUUUACGACAAAUCGAAGAAGAUCAACAUGCUCAAUUAUCUCAAUCCGAAUCAACAACAAAUUAUCUUGAACGACGUAUUCAUGAAUUAGAUAAAACAAUUCAUCAAUUAACACUCGAAAAACAACAAAUUAUGUCAAAAUAUGAUCGUGAAUUAACAGAUUUACGUGAAACAUAUGAAAAUCAAGUAUUAUUAUGUAAAAAAGAAAUGCAAAAUGAACUUGAUCGUUUAAGUGAACAUUAUCAACAAUUAUCAACUGAUGAACAAAUACGAGCACGUACAACAUUAGAAUUAAAACAACAAGAACUUCGUCAAGAAUUUGAAAUAGAAAAAGCAAAUCUUCUUGCACAAUGGAAAAAUGAAGUUAAUAUAAAUAAAACAGAACAAAAUGAAAUUAAUCAAGAAUUAAAUCAAUUAAAAGAAAAUUAUACAAAACAAAUUAAUGAAUUAAAAAAACAAUUAGAAAAUAAUAAAAAUGAAUAUUCAAAUAUUCAAAAACAAUUCAAUGAUAUUCAAUCAUUAAAUUUGGAAUAUAAAAAACAAAUUGAAAAACUUAAUUCAGAUUUAGAACAACAAUUAAAAACAAAAGAGCAAUUUCAAGUGGAAUGUAAUCAAUUAAAAAAACAAUAUCAUAAUUUAGAAAUCAAUUCAACAAAUGAAUUAAAAGAUAAAAUAGAAAAAUUAACAUCAGAAUUAAAUGAUAAAUGGUCAAAAAAAUUUAAAUCAGAUUAUGAAAAAAUUCGAAAAGACCUUACACAACAAAAAGAUGAAGAAAGAAUAAAAGCAAUUGAAGAAAUACAAAGACAAAAACAAAAUGAUUUAACAUCAGCACGAAAUCAAAUUAAUGAACUUGAACAACAGGUAAAACAAAUGAAAAAAUUUUUUGGGAAAACUUAUUAG
Messenger RNA from Rotaria sp. Silwood2, 1902 nucleotides. The record is from the annotation of a GenBank genome assembly. Lineage: Eukaryota; Metazoa; Rotifera; Eurotatoria; Philodinida; Philodinidae.